AUGCCGGGAAGACUUGCUGGAAAGGUUGCAAUUGUGACUGGAGCAGCUUCUGGUUUCGGCAAGGGAAUCGCAGCAAAAUUCGUUGAAGAAGGUGGAAGGGUAAUAAUUGCAGAUUUGUCAGAAAAUGCCGGCCUGAAAGCCGCAGAAGAUCUCAAAUGUAGCUUCUUUAAGGCUGAUGUGACAAAGCGAGAUGAUUGGCAAUCCCUUCUAAACGAGACACUCAACAUGUAUGGCGGCCUGGAUAUCGUCGUUAAUAAUGCCGGGGCCACAUACGCCAACAAACCUACCGGCUCAGUGACAGACAAAGAUUUUGACCUGGUAUGGAACGUUAAUGUGAAAUCAAUCUAUCUUUCGUCUAAUGUGAUUGUACCUUACUUCAUCAACAACAAUCGACCAGGGGCAUUCAUUCAGAUCAGCUCUACCGCCGCACUACGCCCCCGUCCAGGGCUCACAUGGUAUAAUGCGUCUAAGGGUGCCGUUAGCAUUGCGACAAAGACAAUGGCAGUUGAGUAUGGACCUAAUCAGAUUCGUUUCAAUUCGGUCUGCCCGGUAGUUGGAAGCACAGGCAUUUUUCCACGCCAUAGGACCCAUCUUUUUAUAGGAAAGCCGGAUACAGAGAACAAUCGAUCAUCAUUUGUAUCUACUAUCCCAUUAGGUCGACCAUCAACGCCUGCUGACGUUGCUAACGCGUGUUGCUACUUGGCCAGUGACGAAGCUUCUUUCAUUACUGGAGUGGAUCUGGAGGUCGAUGGUGGACGCUGCGUGUAA
Molecule: messenger RNA, 768 nt
Organism: Talaromyces proteolyticus
Lineage: Eukaryota; Fungi; Ascomycota; Eurotiomycetes; Eurotiales; Trichocomaceae
Product: oxidoreductase
Exons: 3
Coding region: 1-768 (255 amino acids)
Source: RefSeq, a predicted model, not a curated record